AUGGCUCUUUGCACCAACGAUGUCUGUAAUGGAAACAUGCAGACAUGGCGGACUCAUUUGGGUGGUGUGAUGCGUCUUUUGACUGCUUUUUUGGAUAGCCAGGGCAAAUUGCGCAUUGACGAUCUUUACAUACAUUGUUUGGUGAAGUGGUUCACAACAAUGGAAGUUCUGGCUGGAUUGUCGGGUCUAAGUGAUUUUGGGGUUCUCGGCUCUGAAAACGGGCUACUGGACAGGACCUUUGAUCAGUUGGAUGUGCAUAUCGAUGAUAUAUGUGGAUAUUCCCUUAGACUAGUCCCGCUUCUUGGACGACUAUCCCAACUGGUGCAGACCCAGCACCGAAAUGGAUAUGAACUACAAGACGAUGUGAUUGCUAAGUCACACAUGCUUGAGCUAGAGAUCCUUUCUCUUGUUGAUUGUAGUGUUCCUGACAAUGGACACCACCUUGAGCUGCAAAGUACACAUCUGGCCUUCGUGCACUCUGCUCUUUUACAUCUCCACCGCCGAGUCCAAAAUUUUCCGAAAAAUCAUGAUAUUGUCAAAACAGACCUUUUUAACAUCGUCAACGCGGUCAAAAAAAUCGCGCCAUCUUCACCUGCGAACAUCUUGAUACUAUGGCCCGUUUUCAGUGCUGGCUGUGAAACUGGCGAUAUCGAGGAACGCGAGUUCAUCAACAACCGAAUGGGCGACAUGCAAAGUUACGGCAUGGGCAACUUCACAAGAGCCCGAGAGCUUCUUAGCACCUUCUGGGUAUCUGAGACUCCACUGCCUUGGGACAGGUAUUUCGCAAAUCUGGGAUUGGAAUUGGUUCUAUUUUAG
Messenger RNA from Penicillium soppii, 816 nucleotides. RefSeq names its product transcription factor domain-containing protein. NCBI's taxonomy places the organism in Eukaryota, Fungi, Ascomycota, Eurotiomycetes, Eurotiales, Aspergillaceae. Gene Ontology annotation, cellular component: nucleus. The record is from RefSeq and is a predicted model, not a curated record. Gene Ontology annotation, biological process: positive regulation of transcription by RNA polymerase II. Bases 1 to 816 code for a protein of 271 amino acids. The transcript has a single exon. Gene Ontology annotation, molecular function: DNA-binding transcription factor activity; transcription cis-regulatory region binding.